Molecule: messenger RNA, 1823 nt
Organism: Polyodon spathula (Mississippi paddlefish)
Lineage: Eukaryota; Metazoa; Chordata; Actinopteri; Acipenseriformes; Polyodontidae
Gene: c18h1orf52
Product: chromosome 18 C1orf52 homolog
Exons: 3
Coding region: 126-770 (214 amino acids)
Source: RefSeq, a predicted model, not a curated record
UCACGUGACCCGCGAGUCCUGUUUGUAAUGAAAGCCUGGAAGUUGGAGUGAUGUCGGUGUGAACUUAUAGUUGUGCUACACCUUUUAAAUAACAAGCGAAGCAGCGUCUGUCUGUUAUUUUCAAAAUGGCUGAGAAAAACCAGGACCCGCUGAGCUAUUUUGCAGGCUAUGGCAGCAGCUCUGAGUCAGAAAGCAGCGAUUCUGAUGAGGAAAGUAAGACUUCGGUUGGAAAUAAGAACAGGAGUACCGCUGGAGGCACACAAGGGAAUAAACCACCUGCAGGUGGAUCUGCCGCUUUACCUAAACCGGACGAACUAUUUAAAUCUGUGUCCAAACCUUCCUUCUUGUAUAAUCCACUCAACAAACAAAUAGACUGGGAACGACACACCGUGAAAGCACCGGAAGAACCAGCAAAGGAAUUUAAAGUAUGGAAGACCAAUGCUGUGCCCCCACCAGAGUCAUACGCCACAGAACAGAAGAAAAGUGCGCCCCUAGGAAUGGACAUGGCGAUCAAGUGGUCCAGCAUGUACGAGGACAAUGGGGAUGAUGCUCCGCAGCCUGCAGGGGAGCAGGCCCGGUUUCUGCCUCCAGAUGAAGAGCCCUCUGAAUCAGAUGAUGAGGACAAAGAUGAGCCUUCCUCUGCUAAGAAGCGGAAAGUGGAAACCUUUCAGCAGAAGGAGAAAAGGAAACGUGAAGCAGGGCAAGCCAGCACAGAGCAGAGCUUUGUAGAGGAGGAGAAAAGGGUUCUCCGACAAAGUUUUAAUUCUUAGCGCUUGGAGCCCAACAGGACUUUAGCCUGAAAGCGUGGGCACGUAUUGACCUGCCUGUGAAGCUAACUGCAGGCUUACAUUUAAUUUUGUAAGUGUUCUUACAGUAUGUAGGUGAGAAACAUACAAAGGACUGCAUUGGCCUGCAUGCUCUAUUUGCAAACAUUAUUUCAAGACAAGCCUUUUUACUGUACGAACCUUUUGAAGUAAAAAAGUUGAACUUGUUUUUUUUAAAUAAAGAGAAGGUUAAUAUAAUAUUGUUGAUUACUGCAUGACUGACCAUGAAACAGGCACAACAAAUACGUUGGGGGUUUGUAUCAAGAAGUAGAGUUUGGUUCCUUUCAAUUACUUCCAACUUAAAGGCGCUAACACAAUAAUUGCAAUAAAUCUUACCUAAUAUGAACCUUCCCUUCCUUGGUCUCACAUUUCACUAUUAUGAUACCUAUUAGAAGUUAUUUUUUUGUAGCCAUUAACGAACAAUAAUUUGCUUGCUGCUUUUGUACAUUUCUGUGGUGUGGUGAAUGCAGACAUUGAAAACAUGAGACAUACUGUAGGUGAUUGGUUACUUAGAUAGGUGCCUUUCACGUAGGAAAACGUGAAGCCUAUCAAGUGAUGAAAAUUCACGCUAGCGAAAUUCACAAUAUUUGAAUUAUUUUGUUAACUCUGCCCUUUUAGCAAAAGCACAUCUGAGUGUAAGAAGUAAUGAAUGAAUUGAAACACUACAGUGUUUCCAUCUCCAAAACUGUACAGUGUGUGUGAGUUUUUCUGAAUUUUGUAGCACAGAAUACGAAUGUACUGUAUCAUUAGAGGAUUGCUCUCACUUUCAAGGUUGCAUUUUUAUUCUGGCUGUGGCUUUGUGUUUUUUUCCAGUUCAAACAUGGUCAUUGUUUCCUUAUUUUUAUAUGCAUUACAUUGUUGAGUAAUCAGUUGUAUCACUAAAUAACACAUUUUAUUUUUUUAACACAAUAACACACGUUUUUUGGGGGGGGAAUUCCCUGUCACAUUUAAUCAGAUUCCCUGGCUGAUGCCAAGUUUGCUCUUAAUAAAAAAAAACUU